Cephus cinctus (wheat stem sawfly) is the source of this 3640-nucleotide messenger RNA. RefSeq names its product acyl-CoA Delta(11) desaturase. Gene Ontology annotation, biological process: unsaturated fatty acid biosynthetic process. The record is from RefSeq and is a predicted model, not a curated record. The transcript has 6 exons. NCBI's taxonomy places the organism in Eukaryota, Metazoa, Arthropoda, Insecta, Hymenoptera, Cephidae. Gene Ontology annotation, cellular component: endoplasmic reticulum membrane. The coding region runs from base 152 to 1222 and encodes 356 amino acids. Gene Ontology annotation, molecular function: stearoyl-CoA 9-desaturase activity; iron ion binding.
GUGCACCUUUUGCUUACGCCCUAGUUAUUUGUAAAAACGAUAGACUCUGGUGUGUUCUGUUAAAGUUACCCUUGAUCACUUCGAUUCUGUCAUUCUUGUUCCUUCUUGAUUCACGGAUUAGGAGAUCGUUGCUGCAAGAACGAAAGUGAGGAUGGCACCGAACAUCACGAGCGCACCGACCGGGGUCCUUUUCGAGGAUGAAACACUCGACGAGAACGCGACCCGUCAGACGGCCGAGCAAAUUUCCAAAGAGAAACCGAAAUACGUGAGACGUAUCGUAUGGAGAAACGUCAUAAUAUUCGCCUACCUUCACCUUGCGUCCCUCUACGGAAUCUACCUGGCAAUUACUUCAGCCAAAUUGAUGACCCUUAUAUUCGCUUUCGCACUUUAUCAGUGCUCCGGUUUGGGGAUCACGGCAGGAGCUCACAGAUUAUGGGCCCACAGAUCAUACAAGGCAAAGUGGCAGCUCAGACUUAUACUCACUGUGUUCAACACUCUGGCCUUCCAAGAUUCUGCGAUAGAUUGGGCCAGAGAUCACAGGGUUCAUCACAAGUACAGUGAGACCGAUGCGGAUCCCCACAAUGCCAAAAGGGGUUUCUUCUUUGCCCACGUGGGGUGGCUGCUGUGCCGUAAACAUCCUGAUGUCAAGGAGAAGGGAGAGGGAAUCGAUAUGAGUGAUCUUGAGAGCGAUCCGAUUCUUGCCUUUCAAAGGAAAUAUUACAUAUACCUGAUGCCAGUGAUAUGCUUCAUGCUGCCCACUGUAAUUCCUGUAUACCUGUGGAACGAGACCUGGACGAAUGCUUAUUUCAUUCCGGCUAUACUGCGUUACACCUUCACCUUGAACAUGACGUGGCUCGUCAAUUCGGCUGCUCAUCUAUUCGGCGGCAAACCCUACGACAAAUUCAUCAAUCCAGCGGAGAACAAGAGUGUCGCGAUAGUCGCCCUUGGAGAGGGCUGGCACAACUAUCACCACGUCUUCCCCUGGGAUUACAAGACUGCCGAGCUGGGUAACUACAGGUACAACCUGACCACUGCGUUCAUCGAUUUCUUCGCGAGGAUCGGCUGGGCUUACGACCUGAAGAGCGUCUCGUCGGAUAUGGUACGGAGGAGGGUAGAGAGGACGGGCGACGGAAGUCACGAGGUUUGGGGCUGGGGCGACAAGGAUCAACCACAGGAGGAGAAGGAUGGAGCCAUCAUCACGCACAACACCAAGGACCAGUAAAUCGGCAUUACUAUGUCUCCUCUCUCGUGUCCUGGACAUGUGAUUGCUGUAUAACUUCAUUAAGUUUAACGCCAGAAGCCUCUCGUCUUUGGCAGCCGUGUUGGCUCCAAUCGAGAUAUCAUUUUUUGUGCGAGCAUACUUUUCGAAAAAGCGUUUGUAGACUCGAGCUUCUUGUUAGAAAUUUCGGAAAUUCAGUGCGCGCGAGGGCGUGUGUGUAAGUGUGUGUGUGAAUCUGCGAAAGAAUAAGGAAUGAAUGCGAGAUUGUUGGAAUCAGUGCAUAGCGCAUUACGUAUCAUCGAUCGGUAGGAUGUGUCACUAAAAGUUUUGCGAUCGCUCCAGAGAUGGCGCUGGGAGCAUCGAGUCAAGUCACUUAGUUCAAUCGCUCCUGUGAAUUCUCGACGGUGCUCCCGAUGACAGAUGGUCGGCUUCGAGAUUCAAUGUCGGUGUCGAUGCCGAUCGAAAAUUGUCCGGCAUCGUUAUCAGGAGGAUCGUCGAUUGUUAUCAUUAUCGUGUAAUCAUCGCACAAGGAGUUCUAUGGGUUCAGUAAUCAAUCACAUCGUCAUUCUCUUCUCUCUAACUUCUCAUUCUCAUCAUGCGUAGGCGUACUUGCUUAUUACUUUCGUUAGCUGUAUCGGUAAAGUUUAUCUGUCAUUCAUGACUUUCGAAGAUCGUUACAUGGGAUCUUUCGUUCGACGUUUCUCUCGAGAGAGGAAAACACUGGGAGAAAGAGUACAUCACAAAAGAAAUGACGUUUACGUAGAAAGACUCUUUGAUUGCAUGUUUUUGCUUCCUCCUUUAUUGAAACUAUAUUCUUUUUCACCAAAAAAUAAUUGCUCUCGGAGUCUCGCGAAUAGUGGCUUAAAGAUUUAACUUAUUAGAUGUGGACCAGUUGCAAGGCGCUCAUAGCCCGUUGUUUCGAGAAUGGCCUAGAAGGGAUACGAGGUCGUCUGUAGCAGCUUCUUUUUUGAACUCUUUCUUCACUUUUGUUUAACCUCGUUUACCCGUCGCUUGCGCGUGUGAGUUUAUUUAAUUUUCGAUAACACUUUUUUCUUCAGGGUUAUGUAAAAACAUUUGAAAUACGGAAGAAGCAAUGUUACGCGAUAUUUAAUCACGCUUUUGCCAUCUCGUUUAACUCACGGCACUGAUUUAGUUCAUAUAAGUAAUUUAUCUGUCCUCUCUUUCUCUCUCUAUUUUAUUUUAUCUUUUUUUUUCAAGUUACUUAAGAUCGCGACGGAGUCCGCGAGAAGGAGGAACAGUGGACGUUUUUGUAAAUAGAAACGGAGAGGAACGGGAGCCGCGUGCGACUGACUAUUUAUUGAAUAUUGGCAAUAUCUCUUUAUUUUUUGUUCUCCUUUAUUCCACUUUUCGCGAAGGAGCCAUAAAUUUGUCUCUUCUCCGUUGGGCUUCUCCAAGACCUACGUGUUAAGAGUGCAUGCCGGGAGAUACUUGUAGAGGCAAUUGGUCCAAGCAAGAUCAAUGAAGUACAGGUUUCACAUCGGAUAUACAAGGUCCACGUUGUACGUGUACAUAUAGAAAGUAAUUUAUUUAGCUAGGAUCUUAACAGGGAUUAUUCAAAGAUUAUUUGAAGCUGCUCACGUACCUAGCACUUUCCUUUUCCCCUCCGAACCGGCAAUCACUUUGCUCUUAUCUCUCCGUUCGGUAAACGUCGUUUCCGUUUCUGACAUCCAAAACAAUUAUAUUAGCCGCUGAUUUCUCUUACGUCCCCCCACGUCACACUUUGCCAUCUUUGACCUUUUUUGACGUCCAGCACCGUCGAGUGCUUCACUCUCGUGACUGGAAUGUGUACAGUCGAUCGAGAAAAUGAGCGCGGCAGUAAGCAAACACGUGCCGCAAGGAAACGUGGGGAGGACAAACGUGGAAGUGGCGACAGGAUUAGCGAAAUUUGGGGUAAAUGAAUUUAAAAAAAAAAAUUUCUCUUCGAAAUAUGCUCGACGCGACGCAUCAGCGUUGCGAAUGGACGACAGUGCUCGGAAUGGUCGAAGUGAACGAAAAAGAGGAAACUGAAGAAAGAAUUGACCGAGCCUCCGUAACCUAGUUGGGGAAUCGAUGAUAGGUAAACAAGUUACUCAGGUCACACUCCACCCGAGAGAAAUGCGUUGAACGUCCGUCGUGCGUUAACAUGCGAAUCGAAUGUGGACAAUUCGAUCAGAGCAACGAACACGAUACGAAGAUAUAAUUUAAAAAAAAAAGAUAUUUCACGGUGAAAACGUAAAUACGCGAAGCGUCGCGAUUUCGCGAAGAAUCAUGGAUAUUUAAGAAAAAACAUAACAUCCUACUUUCGACUUGUGGAUGAGCAUUAUUAUUAACUAUGCGUAAUUACAUUAUUGUACCGUGUAUUAUACGAUGAAUAUAUGAUUAAUUAAAAUAAAUAUUGAAUAAAGUAUAUUUUUAAGUAAA